Molecule: messenger RNA, 678 nt
Organism: Phytophthora sojae
Lineage: Eukaryota; Oomycota; Peronosporomycetes; Peronosporales; Peronosporaceae
Exons: 4
Coding region: 1-678 (225 amino acids)
Biological process (GO): transmembrane transport
Cellular component (GO): membrane
Molecular function (GO): antiporter activity; xenobiotic transmembrane transporter activity
Source: RefSeq, a predicted model, not a curated record
AUGGCCGGCAACAUGGAAGGCCCCAACUCGCAGCACUACGUGGACGCCGCCACAAUCUCCGUCAUGCUGCUGAACGUCACGGCGCAGUCGCUUGGUCUGGGUCUUGCGUCGGCCCUCGACACGCUUUGCUCCCAAGCGUACGGAGCCAAACGACUUGGCAAGAUCGGGGUCUACUUCCAGACUGGUGUGUUGGUUCUCACUGUGGCGCUCGUUCCCAUGCUCGUGGUCAACUCGUUCGCCGAGCCGAAGCUCGGUUGGCUUGGCCAGAAUGCCGACGUCACCUACUUGACGCGGGACUUCUCCCGCUUGAUGUUGCCCGGACUGCCGUUCCUCUUUCUCUACGAACUCGUGCGCAAGGUGAUGCAAGCGCAAAACAUCGUCAAGCCUCUCGUCGCCAUCGCAGUGAUCGGGAACCUCGUCAGCCUCGCUGCUGGCUACGGCCUGGCGUACCACACGUCGCUGGGCUUCAACGGCAUCGCAGUCGGACGCUCACUGGGUAACAUGACGCUCUCACUGCUCCUGUGGUGGGGCCACGGAUGGAAUCUCAAGGCUGCCAAGAGCUACGUCCCGCUGUUCCUACAUAUCGGACUGCCGGGUAUGGUCAUGAUGGCUGUGGAGACUGUUACCUACUUGAAUCUGCUCAGUCCGGUCCAGGAGCAACUCAUCUUGAAGCCAUAA